This is a messenger RNA of Osmerus eperlanus (European smelt), 4079 nucleotides long. Its product is annotated as protein NLRC3-like. The transcript has 10 exons. Lineage: Eukaryota; Metazoa; Chordata; Actinopteri; Osmeriformes; Osmeridae. The record is from RefSeq and is a predicted model, not a curated record. Gene Ontology annotation, biological process: intracellular signal transduction. Bases 118 to 3630 code for a protein of 1170 amino acids. Gene Ontology annotation, molecular function: protein binding.
CAGGUGAGUUUGAGGAGGUCCUCCAGGUGAUAAGGCUGGCAGUGUUACUAGAGUUACUAAACACAGAACAAGAUGGAGCACAGGGAGCAGGUGGAUGGUGACACCGUUUUAUAAAGCAUGUGGCCUCUGAAGGAUGAUGAAAUGAGUCACUCUGGGGAGAAAGAGAAGGGGGCCACUGACUUGAACAUGAGCCUGUUUGGAGAACAUGACAUGAACACCAAAACUAAGAGCCCAAUCCAGCAGGAGAGAGCAGCCUCACCUGUACCCAGCUGUGUGUCCAUGAAGAGUAACUGGUCUAUGGAGGCACCUGUUGUGUUCGGAGACAACCAUAUUACUACUGAACCAAGCAUCCGACAGGAGAGACCAGCCUCACCUGUACCCAGCUGUGUGUCCAUGAAGAGUAACUGGUCUAUGGAGGCACCUGUUGUGUUCGGAGACAACCAUAUUACUACUGAACCAAGCAUCCGACAGGAGAGACCAGCCUCACCUGUACCCAGCUGUGUGUCCAUGAAGAGUAACUGGUCUAUGGAGGCACCUGUUGUUUUCGGAGACAAACAUAUUACUACUGAACCAAGCAUCAGACAGGAGAGAGCAGCCUCACCUGUACCCAGCUGUGUGUCCAUGAAGAGUGACUUGUCUGUGUGUCAACCUGUUGCAUUCAGAAACAAAGACAUUCCUACUGAACAAGGAUGCGAGUGUCAGAGGAACAGUAACCAGAAUGUGCUCAAAGGAACACUGCAGAGAAAUCCUUUGGAUGAGCUGGGUCUGGAACUCAAAUCAGAACUGAAGAGAAAGUUUCAAACUGUGAUUGAGGGAAUCGAUCAACAUGGAAACCCAACUCUUCUCAGUGACAUCUACACAGAUCUCUACAUCACAGAGGGGGAGAGUGGAGAGGUCAAUUAUGAACAUGAGGUGAGACAUAUUCAAACAGCAUUCAGGAAGUCGGCAAGACAAGAGACACCCAUCAAAUACAAUGACAUCUUUAAACCCUCAGCUGGACGAGACACACCAGAACACACCAUCAGAACUGUUCUAACAAAGGGAGUGGCUGGAAUUGGAAAAACAGUUUCUGUGGCACAGUUCAUCAUGGACUGGGCUGAUGGAAAAGCCAACCAGGAAAUCCAGCUCAUCUUCCCGCUCCCGUUCCGAGAACUGAAUUUGAUGGCCGGAGAAGAGAUCAGUCUGAUUGGACUGCUUCGUCCCUUCUCUGCAGGAUUCACAGAAACGGGGAUCUUCAUCCGUGACGCACGCAGCAUUCUGUUUGUCUUCGACGGUCUGGAUGAGUGCCGACUCCCUUUAGCCUUCACAGAUAACAGGAGCCAGAGUGACAUCACAGAGUCCACCUCAGUGGAUGUGCUGCUGACCAACCUCAUCCAGGGGAAACUGCUUCCCUCUGCUCUCGUCUGGAUAACCACUCGACCUGCAGCAGCCAAUCAGAUCCCUUCUGAGUGUGUUGACCUAGUAACGGAGAUAAGAGGGUUCAAUGACCCACAGAAGGAGGAGUACAUCAUGAAGAGAUGCCGGGAUGAGGAUAUGGCCAGGAGAAUCAUCUCACACAUCAAGACAUCAAGAAGUCUUUACAUCAUGUGCCACAUACCCGUCUUCUCUUGUAUUUCUGUUACAGUCCUUGAACACAUGCUGAGAUCAGAGAAGAGGGGCAAGAUGCCCAAGACCCUGACUGAGAUGUACACACACUUCCUGUUGUUGCAGACCAAACAGAAGAAAGUGAAGUAUCAGAAGAAAACUGAGGCAGAUGCAGACUGGGAUGAAGAGAGCAUUCGGAGCAUUCUGUCACUGGGAAAACUGGCUAUUCAACAGCUGGACAAAGGCAAUCUGAUUUUCUAUUGGGAGGACCUGAGAGAGUGUGAAAUUGAUGUCUGUGAUGCCUCAGUGUACUCAGGAGUGUUCACACAGAUCUUCAGAGAGGAGAGUCAGAUCUUCCAGGAGAAGGUGUUCUGCUUUGUCCAUCUGAGCUUUCAGGAGUUUCUGGCUGCUGUGUUUGUAUCAUUCAUCAUCAACAACAAGAAUCCAAUGGCUGAACAUCAAACCCUUUGCGGCACAAUGCUGACUUUCUUGAAUAUACCUGCCACCCCACCCGAGUCUUUCUACAAGAGUGCUGUGGACAAGGCCUUGCAGAGCAAGAAUGGACAGCUGGACCUUUUCCUCCGCUUCCUCCUGGGCCUCUCAUUGGAGUCCAAUCAGAAGCUCCUCCGAGGCCUGCUGAGACAGACAAGCAGCAGCUCACUGAGCCACCAGGAGACCGUCAGGUACAUCAAGGAGAAGAUCAGGGAGAAUCCCUCUCCAGAGAGAUGCAUGAAUCUGUUCCACUGUCUGAAUGAACUCAAUGACCGUUCUCUAGUUAAUGAGAUCCAAUACUACCUGAGGUCAGGAAGUCUCUCCAGUGAGAACCUCUCAUCUACACAGUGGUCAGCUUUAGCCUUUGUGUUGCUGACUUCAGAAGAGAAGCUUGAUGUGUUUGACCUGAAGAAAUACUCUAGAUCAGAGGAAGGUCUAAUGGGGCUGCUGCCAGCGGUCAAAGCCUCCAGAAAUGCUCUGCUGAAUGACUGUAACCUCUCAGAAAGGUGCUGUGAAGCGCUAGCCUCAGCGCUUUCCUCCUCAGAUCUUAGAGAACUGGACCUGAGUAGCAACGACCUGGGGGAUUCAGGCGUGAAGCUGCUCUCUGCUGGACUGGAGAGUCCUCUCUGCAAACUGGAGACACUUAGGCUGAAUUACUGUAACCUCUCAGAACGGUGCUGUGAAGCGCUAGCCUCAGCGCUUUCCUCCUCAUCAGAUCUUAGAGAACUGGACCUGAGUAGCAACGACCUGGGGGAUUCAGGCGUGAAGCUGCUCUCUGCUGGACUGGGGAGUCCUCUCUGCAAACUGGAGACACUUAGGUUGUCAGGCUGUCUGGUCAGAGAGGAAGGCUGUGUUUUUCUGACCACAGCCCUGAGUUCCAACCCCUCCACUCUGAGGGAACUGGACCUGAGCUACAAUCACCCAGGAGAUAAAGGAUUGAAGCUACUCUCUGCUGGACUGGAAAAACUCAACAUAGAUCAUGGUGGAGAGGAGAGGAUACGUCCUGUGCCCAGGAGAUAUGCCUGUGAGGUCACACUGGACCCAAACACAACAGACAGAUUCCUCUUUCUGUCGGAGGAAAACCGAAAGGUGACACGGAGGAGAGAUGAGCAGCCGUAUCCUGAUCACCCAGAUAGAUUUGUCAACUGGCCACAGGUGCUGUGUAGAGAGGGUCUGUCUGGUCGCUGUUACUGGGAGGUAGAGUGCUGUGGAGGAGGAGUCUCUGUAGGAGGAACGUAUAAAGGCAUCAUCAGGAAAGGAAAAGGUGAAGACUGUUGGCUCGGACACAAUGACGUGUCCUGGAGUCUUGUCUGUGAUGGGAAGAGUUACUGUGUCUGGCACAACAAAAAGAGCACCGACAUACCUGUCUCCCCCUCGGGCUCCCACAGAGUAGGAGUGUAUCUGGACUGGCCGGCCGGCACUCUGUCCUUCUACACAGUCUCCUCUGACACACUGACCCACCUGUACACAUUCCACACCACAUUCACUGAGCCCUUCUAUCCAGGGUUUUGGGUUAGGUUUGACUCCUCAGUGACCCUGUGUCCAGUAGAAUAGCCUCCCUGGUCCUCAGAGCUGCAUUCUCACACUCAUGUAACUGUCACAAGAGGCUAUGUCUGCAGUGGUCGGUUUUAGGAAUGCACUUUCUAAUGUAAAGUUUGCAACUGAAUACUAAGUAGAGAUCAAUUACUUUAGCUCUCAUUAUUCAUUUUCCAAAUGUACCUGUUGAUAGUUCUACCAGAUUGGUAGUCACAACAUACAGUAUGAUACUAUAUCCCACCUACUGUAGGUCAAUUACAUACAUAUACUCUGUAGAUCUAUCAGGUCUCAUAUGGCUGUAAAGGCCACCACACGACAGGCAAGCAACGUCACCUGGAUAUGUUACAUUGUACUGCGUAUGUUCAAAUGACAAAUACAGCACACUUGAACUUGUGUGUUGCUUGUUUGUGUUUGUUUGUGUUGGAUUGUUUGUACAACUUGACAAAUAAAGCAAACCUGGACCUGUG